AAACCUGGAAGAGCACAUCCGGCUGGUUAAAAAAUACCUCAAGAUAAUCUUUGAAAUCGCCCUGUAUCGCCCUCAAAAAAAAAAUAAACAAAAAGUAGGCUUCGGCCGUAAACAAGACAGAAUUGCUGGAUAAAUUGAACUCACAGUAACUUCGACAACAUGUCUGUACGUUACGACUGGUACCAGUCCGAGAGCAAAGUGGUAAUCACUGUUCUGCUGAAGAACGCCACAGAGAAGAACUACGCUGUCAAGAUUGAGUCAAAGAAAGUACACAUGACCGCCGAUGGAUACGAGCUGGAGAUCCAACUACUGCAUCCCGUUGUCGUGGACCGUUGCUCCCACAAGGCGUAUCAGUCCAAGGUCGAAAUAACUCUGGCCAAGGAAACGGGCGUGCGCUGGGAGACCCUAGAGGAGAAGGCUGCUCCCGCUGCAGUCGCAUUGCCUAAACUCCAUACCAAAAAUUGGGACCAGCUGGUCAACGAGGAGGAGAAGAAAGAUGAAAAGGAGGCCAAGGACGAAGCGGCUCUAAAUAAUCUUUUCAAGCGGAUUUACAGCACUUCCUCACCCGAGGUGCAGAAGGCCAUGAACAAAUCUUUUUCAGAGUCCGGCGGCACCGUGCUUAGCACUAACUGGAACGAAGUGGGCAAGGAUAAGGUGUCUGUGCAGCCGCCCCGAGGAACCGAAUUCCGCCAAUGGGAGAAAUAGGCCUGAUAUGCGGCUAGUUAAACACACACAAAAUACAGACAUUUAUUUAAAUGAGAUUUCAGAGACACAAAUAUAUUUUUAGCCAAACAGAAUGCAUGCGAUGGGCAAACCACAUUAACAAUAUGAUUAUGAACUAACAAUUUUUUUAAAUAAAAUUGAUAGAAGCAUUGCAAUUCAUGGCGAGCUUGUUCUAUACAUUA
Molecule: messenger RNA, 905 nt
Organism: Drosophila miranda
Lineage: Eukaryota; Metazoa; Arthropoda; Insecta; Diptera; Drosophilidae
Gene: Sgt1
Product: protein SGT1 homolog
Exons: 1
Coding region: 160-705 (181 amino acids)
Biological process (GO): protein stabilization
Molecular function (GO): protein-folding chaperone binding
Source: RefSeq, a predicted model, not a curated record